Salvia miltiorrhiza (redroot sage) is the source of this 1722-nucleotide messenger RNA. RefSeq names its product deSI-like protein At4g17486. NCBI's taxonomy places the organism in Eukaryota, Viridiplantae, Streptophyta, Magnoliopsida, Lamiales, Lamiaceae. Gene Ontology annotation, biological process: protein deubiquitination. Gene Ontology annotation, molecular function: deubiquitinase activity. The record is from RefSeq and is a predicted model, not a curated record. Bases 701 to 1453 code for a protein of 250 amino acids. The transcript has 4 exons.
UUUGAUUGUCACAUCUUAAUGCGAUAAAGUUGGCAACUACCAUAUUCUUCGUACUGUUUUCAGAAAUGAGGUAGCAUAGCUUGCCAUAUUUUCAAGCAAAGUAAAAGCAACUUGAUAUCAAAUGUAUUCGGUUUUGGCAAUGGGAAAUCAUCCAAUCAUAUUUUUGGGUAGAUAAGGUUUAUGGAUACUCGUCUGAUCCAUAUUUUCCCAAGAAUCAUUAUCUCAAAAACUUAGCAUCUUCAUCUUGAGGGUCUACUUCUUUUGCUAAGUCCUUUUCUUGCAUAUUAUCAUGUGUUAGACGAGAAGCAGCAUGGUGUCUGUCCUCUAUUCUUACCUGCUUCAUAUCAUAGGAACCCCAUUUAUUCAAGAAUGGUGCCCAUGGCCCUCAAUUUUUUUUGUCUAUAUCCAUGCAGCUAAAGUCGAGUUAAUGAUUCACUACCGUGUAGGCCUCCUCUAUUAGGAACAGAUGUUACUGUCAAUCUUCGACUUUUGAAGAAAAUGGAAGAAUAUUGAUUGCACUCAAUUAUUAGUUUUAUUGUCCUUUUGAUUGUAAAAGAACAUAAAUAAAGUCCACAAAUCUUGUAGGAUAAGAUUUUCUAUGCUCCUGUAGUAAAAGGCAAUUCUUCAGAACUUGUAAGAGACAAAAGGCAGCACUUGGCUGAAACUGGGUAUUGAGCCAUUCCUGGUUUCACCCUUGAACAUGAAAUCAAAAUUCAAAAGUAGUUGGAGAUCAAUUGUGCCUCUUCAGACGCAGGGCGAAUCAACAACAAGGUUCUGCGUGUUUCCUAAGGUCAAGUCAACUGCCUUUAGCCAAGGAAACACUCCUGUUUACCUAAAUGUUUAUGAUUUAACACCUAUCAACGGCUACGUUUACUGGGCUGGAGUCGGCGUCUUUCACUCUGGUGUGGAAGUGUAUGACAUUGAAUAUGCUUUUGGAGCCCACGACUUUCCUACUAGUGGCGUAUUUGAAGUUGAACCCCGGCAAUGCCCUGGAUUCAGGUUUCGCAGGUCAAUUUUCAUUGGCACGACACACUUGAACCCUCACCAAGUUAGAGAUUUCAUGGAGCACCAGGCUGCGAAUUACUGUGGUGAUACGUAUCACUUGGUUGUCAAAAACUGCAACCAUUUCUGCGAGGAUAUAUGCUACAAGCUGACUGGAAAACGGAUACCAAAAUGGGUGAAUCGGCUAGCAAGGAUAGGUUCAUACUGCAACUGCAUACUCCCGGAGGCACUAAAAACGAGCACGGGGCGACAUGAUGCAAACUGUCAAGAUUCAGAGAGUGAGAAGAAGAGCCUGAGAAGCUCUUUGAGCUGCUUCUCUUCAAUUUCUAUGCACCCGAAGGAGAAAGAGGUGUCGAUAUCGUCGUUGGUCUUACAAUCACACUACAAAGGCUGUCUGCCUCCCUGGGAGUUGAAGAAAUCCAGAAGUACUAAAUCUGUGAAAGAAGGUUAGGGAAUAGGAUUUUUUUUUUCUUUUCUUUCUUUGUAUUUUUUCUUUUCUAUCUUUGUGGAAUCCUAGAUUGUUUUGUUUUUUUGGGUUACAAGUACAACCACAUUCGAAUGUAGUUAUCUCAAUGAGGUUUGAAGGGUAAAACAAUCGUUGUUUUUUCCUCUAUUCUGUAAUGUGUGUAUUUUGUUCUCACCUUUUCUUCAUGUACUUCAUUUGAUGAUGUAUCUUCAGAAAUAUGCUGCAUUUGUUGCUGAGAAUUCAUUUUUUUCCAA